Messenger RNA from Trypanosoma theileri, 390 nucleotides. RefSeq names its product TATE DNA transposon. The record is from RefSeq and is a predicted model, not a curated record. Lineage: Eukaryota; Euglenozoa; Kinetoplastea; Trypanosomatida; Trypanosomatidae. The annotation marks the transcript as partial. The transcript has a single exon.
ACCGACUUAACGGUACAUGGCCCAAGGCGGCGGCCAUUUCGAGUGGCGGUUGUGACAGACCACUUUCCCAUUGCACACGCGCAGAGGCGGCUCAACGGCUUUGGUGGCAUCGGUCGGGGCUACGCGCUGAACAGGCUUUUCGAGUACACGAAUGCUCUGUUCCACAGGAAGGCGGUGCAAGUGGUCUUCUUUUAUAUCGCCGGCCCCCGCAAUCCGGCGGACCACUGCUCCCGCAACUUUGGGGUAGACGACGGAACCGCGUCAAUCUCUUCGCAUCCCGCAGACGAUUGCCUUGUCCCACUCUUAAAAACCACCUAUGGGCCCAUCUGCAAAGGACAAAGUGAAGCAGAGAGGCCUAGUAUAUUUGUGGAAGACGAUAUGGAUAUGUAA